Messenger RNA from Carassius auratus (goldfish), 10559 nucleotides. RefSeq names its product protocadherin Fat 3-like. The transcript has 29 exons. The annotation marks the transcript as partial. Gene Ontology annotation, biological process: multicellular organism development; cell migration; neuron projection development. Lineage: Eukaryota; Metazoa; Chordata; Actinopteri; Cypriniformes; Cyprinidae. The record is from RefSeq and is a predicted model, not a curated record. Gene Ontology annotation, cellular component: plasma membrane; catenin complex. Gene Ontology annotation, molecular function: beta-catenin binding; cadherin binding; calcium ion binding.
GUGUCAUCUACACUACAGAUUUGUUGGACCGAGAGACGCAGGACUCCUAUUGGUUAACUGUGUACGCCACUGAUCUGGGAGUGGUCCCACAGUCAGCAGCACUGCAGGUGUACAUACAGGUUGAGGAUGUUAACGAUAACGCUCCCCUCACGUCUGAACCGAUGUAUCAUGCCACCAUUCCGGAAAACUCCCCAAAGACCAGUCAGUCAUUCAGAUCCAGGCCGCAGGACCCUGACGCCACGACAACUGAGCCCCGCCUGUCAUUUCGGAUCUCCAGCGGCAACCCGCAGAACUUCUUCAGCAUCAACCCACGCACCGGUCUGAUUACCACAACCUCACGGAAACUGGAUCGUGAACAACAGGCCGAGCACGUCCUGGAGGUGACUGUAUCAGAUGGUGGUCCUUCUCCCAGACACACUACAGUAUGGGUGGAGAUUCAAGUGUUGGAUGUUAACGAUAACAAACCAACGUUUCCAGAGAAGAUGUACCAGGUCCGUUUACCCGAGCGCACCCGUAAACAGCGAGGCGCUCCGAUAUAUCGGGUGUUCGCCUACGACCAAGACUUGGGCGCCAAUGCUGAACUCUCCUACAGCAUCAUUGAUGGCAACGAGGAUGGGAAAUUUGUAAUCGAUGCCAAAACCGGUGUGGUUUCAUCGCCCAAGAAACAGUUCACAGCUGGAACCUAUGAUAUUCUUACCGUGAAGGCUGUGGAUAAUGGGCGUCCUCAGCGCUGGACGACGGCUCGUUUGCACAUCGAGUGGAUCCGCCGUCCUCCUCCCAGCCCUGUUCCUCUCGCCUUCGACGAACAGCUUUACAAUUUCACCAUCAUGGAAACCGACAAAGUGGCGGACAUCGUCGGCGUGGUGUCCGCCCAACAGCAAGGCUCCGCCUCCUUGUGGUUUGACAUCACAGGUCCACGCUCUUUCCGUGAGAUGUUCUAUGUACUCCAGACCGCUUGUGGCAGGAACUGUUCUACAGAAGGCGGUGAUGUGGACAGUAUGUUUGACGUUGAGAAAGGCGUCGGCACUAUCGUCAUCGCUAAACCUCUGGACGCCGAACAGCGCUCGUUUUACAACCUCACUGUGGAGGUCACAGAUGGGACUAAUAUAGCAUACACUCAGGUCCACAUUUCAGUUCUGGACAACAACGACAACGCCCCUGUUUUUUCCCAGCCUACCUAUGACAUCACAAUCACAGAAGACACGCCCCCGGAUACUGAGGUGGUUCAGGUGUUGGCGUCUGACCGCGACGAGCGUCACCGUUUGACCUUUAGCCUCCAGAGCAGCGUUGACCCCAGCAGCAUGCGGCUCUUCCGCAUCGACCCUAACAGUGGAAUCAUCUUCACAGCUCGCAGACUGGACCAUGAGAGCCGGACACAGCACAUCCUCACCAUCAUGGUGAAGGAUCAAGAGUUCCCGUACAGACGUAGUCUUGCUCGUGUCCUGAUUGGUGUAGAGGAUGUGAAUGACCACGCCCCUCUUUUUACCAUGGUGAUGUAUAAUGGACAGGUGUAUGAAUCAGCGGCACUGGGAUCGGCUGUUCUCACGGUGACUGCACUCGAUAAGGACAAGGGCCAAAAUGCACAAAUCACUUACAGCAUCGACUCAGGGAACACAGGAAACACUUUCCGGAUUGAUCCUGUUUUGGGCAUCAUCUCAUUGGCUCGGGAACUGGACCUGUCCAACAUCGGUCAUUAUGUUUUGUCUGUCAAAGCAAUGGAUAACGGUUCUCCAGCAUUGUCUUCAACAGCUGUCAUCCGAAUCGCAGUCACGUUGUCAGAUAAUGCUGGUCCCAAGUUUCCCCAAAGUGAAUACCAGGCGGAAAUAUCAGAAGGUGUUGCCAUUGGAACUUCAGUCAUCACAGUGAAUGCUCUAAGUCUGUCAACCCUUACCUAUGACAUUCGCCACGGCAAUGGUCAUCGGACAUUUCGGAUCAACCAAUACAGUGGAGUGAUCACUACGCAGAAGCCUCUAGACUUUGAAACAGUUUCAACCUACAAGCUAAUAGUCACCGCAAGCAACAUGGCUGGACAGGCCUCAAAUGCUACAAUAACUGUUACAGUUCUUGACGAAAAUGAUAAUGCACCGCUGUUCCAACAGCUGCGUUACCAUGGAAGUAUCAGUGAAGGUGCCGGGCUUAACAAUGUUGUGCAGAGUGACAAUAACCAACCACUAGUCAUACGAGCAAGCGACGCUGACCGCAACCAUAAUGCCCUGUUGGUGUACCAGAUCAUGGAAGAAUCUGCCAGGCGUUUCUUUGCAGUAGAUGCUGGUACUGGGUCCAUUAGGACAAUUGCUCAGCUUGACCAUGAAACCAUACCUAGAUUCAGUUUCCAUGUUAACGUCCGAGACAGUGGACAUCCACAACUCUCAGCUGAGCAUCCUGCAGAAGUGACCAUUGAGGUGCAAGAUGUUAAUGACUGCCCGCCUAAAUUUUCCCAGGAUUCCUAUGAAGCUGUCCUUUUGCUCCCAACUUAUGAAGGUGUGGAAGCACUAAAAGUUUUUGCUACUGAUCCCGAUGGUAAUGGCCAGUCGGAGCUCACCUACUCAUUGACCGAUGGCAGCAUAGAACAUUUCAGCAUUGAGCCAAGCACUGGACUGUUGACUGUGAGAAACAGUACUUUUAGCAAAGAACGAUUUCGAUUUAACGUCCGUGUUUCAGAUGGACGCUUCUCCAGUACCGCUCUGGUUACCGUCUUGGUCCAUGAGGCUCUGGACAGUGGGUUGGCUUUUACUCACAAUACCUACAAUGCCAACAUUGAGGAGAACAAUGGUAACAUAACAACAGUUGCUGUCGUUACAGCACUAGGGAACAAGUUGAAUGAACCCCUGCGAUAUACUUUGUUGAAUGCAGGUGGGAAAUUUCGCAUCAGGCCAACAUCUGGUGCCAUUGAAACUGUUGGAGUCCCAUUGGACAGGGAAGAGAAGGAGGAAUACGGACUUCUGGUACAAGCAGGCCGUGAGGAAGACCGUCUCCGUGUUGCAAGGGCACUGGUCCGGGUUCAAGUCACCGAUGUCAACGACAAUUCUCCAGUUUUUGUUGGAUUGCCAUACUAUGCUGCUGUGCAAGUGGAAGCAGAGCCUGGGACAGCAAUAUUUCAAGUGACAGCAGUGGACCGGGACAAAGGACAAAAUGGAGAGGUGAACUAUUUUCUUCAGGAUGAACUGGAACAUUUCGAAAUAGACCGUGUGAGUGGGGAGCUUCGCCUACGGAGAGCUUUCGAGGCUGAUCUCUCCAGUGUGGAAUAUCAGGUUUUGGUGUUUGCCCGUGACAUGGGAACACCACCUCUUUCUUCUUCAGUCACCUUUCCUGUUACAGUGGUAAACAGAGCAAUGCCAGUGUUUGACCGACCAUUCUACUCAGUAAAAGUGAGCGAAGACAUACCAAUAUGGACUCCAAUUCUGGGAAUAAACGCCAGCAGCCCCGAAGGCCAGAGUGUCCUUUACACAAUCACACACGGUGACCCAGGAACACUCUUUUCCAUUGGAUUUGACACAGGUGUUGUCAGUGUCAUCACUGCCCUCGAUUAUGAGACCAGCCCUUCCCACAAACUCAUCGUCAGAGCAACAGACUGCCUCACAGGCGCUCGUGCAGAAGUGGAUGUUGAAGUUACUGUUUUGGAUAUCAACGACAACCCUCCAGUCUUCGAGCAGCCCUCGUACAAAGCUGUAAUUUCAGAAUCUGCCAUGAUUGGCACUGCAGCCUUGCAGGUUCUCGCAACAGACAGAGACUCUGAGAAAAAUGCGGCUGUCCGAUACCAAAUCAUUCCAGACCGUGCCAACAGCACUGAUCACUUCCACAUUGACAGCAGCAGUGGUCUAAUUCUAACAGCUCGCUCCCUGGACCAUGAGACCAUCCAGCGCUAUGUGUUUCUUGUCAAGGCAACAGAUAAUGGCUUUCCCCCAUUGAGCAGCGAAGUUUGGGUCACAGUCGAUGUCACGGACACAAACGACAAUGCUCCGGUGUUUAACCAACUGCUCUAUGAAGCCUCUAUCAAUGAGUUGGCACCCAAAGGGCACUUUGUUACAUGCAUCCAGGCCUCUGAUGCUGACCGUUCAGACACAGAACGCUUGCAGUAUGGCCUGGUGUCUGGAAACGAAAGGAUGCUGUUUGAGCUUGAUGCUGCCACCGGUGUCCUCACCCUGAGUGGCCAGCGGCGCAUGCAGCGCAUGCCUUCCACCAUCACCCUAAAUGUAAGCGUUUCCGAUGGAGUGUUUACCAGUACGGCACAAGUACACAUUCGGGUAGAGCGAGCUAAUCUACAUGCCCCCCAGUUCACCCAGGGCAUGUACGAGGCCGAUGUACGAGAGAACGCACCAGUGGGAUCAAAAGUCAUUGCAAUCAGGGCACAAGAUUCUGACCCUGGACCAUUUGGGGAUGUGAGGUAUGUGCUGCUCUCAGAUGCUGCUCGGGAUUUGUUCAGUGUUGAUGGCAGUGGACAAAUAACAACACUUGAACGUCUGGACCGGGAAGAACGAAGUGAGAUGGUGCUGUCCAUUGCUGCUGUGGAUGCAGGUGGCCGAUCUGGAUAUUGCAGUGUCCGGGUCAUCGUAUUAGAUGAAAAUGACAAUGCUCCACUGUUUGGCGCCUCGGACUACCAUGCAAGUGUGCGGUCCGAGGUUGAACCCGGUACCCUUGUGACGCAAGUACAAGCUUGGGAUCUAGAUCAAGGUGCCAAUGGACAGGUGAGCUAUAGUCUGUACAGCGAAGCCAGCAUGCAGGUUACUGAACUUCUGGAUAUCGACCCAGAGAGUGGUUGGGUUGUCACAAAAGGCAACUUUGCCCCUUUGCGUGGAUCUGUACUGUCAUUUUUCGUUAAAGCCUCUGAUGGCGGUGCACCAAUUAGACAUUCCCUUGUGUCUGUCUACAUACAUGUUUUGUCUGCUGAUGCCCACAUACCUUCCUUCAGCCAACCACAGUUCUCCUUUACUGUGCCAGAGGACAUGCCCAUUGGUUCCUUGGUGGGAGCAGUGCAUCUACACACCUCAACUAGCCACUCUUCCUUACCAGUGAGCUUCUCAGCAGUGAUCGGACAGACUCUAGAGAGUAACAGUGAUGGAGUGUUUGUGGUUGACAAAGAAACCGGCAUGAUCAAACUAGACAAAGCACUGGACCGAGAGCUGACAAUGGCCUAUCAUUUCAAAGUGAUGGCAAUGUUGCAGCAGGGACGUUUGGACGCAGUUUCAGCCGUAGAUGUUGAGAUCAAAGUACAAGAUGUCAAUGACAACAAACCAUCGUUUGAGUCAGAUAACUAUGAGGCAUCAGUCACUGAGGGUCUUUCUCCUGGGACUAGAAUUCUGCAAGUGCGAGCCUUGGAUCCUGAUUGGGCAGCAAACGGUCAGGUGACUUACAGUCUUGCUCCACCUGGGUUGCUUGGUGGCUCUGGUGGGGAAGACAUUGAAGAGCAUGGAGCCUACUUCACGAUUGACAGCAGCUCUGGUUGGAUAUCAACAAUGAAAGGGCUGGACCAUGAACAGAACCCAGCCCAUAGUCUCACAGUUUGGGCAUUUGACCUUGGAGAUCCUGCCAGCCAGUCAUCCUCAACAACUAUAACUAUAGCAGUGAGUGACUCCAAUGACAACGUACCACAGUUUCUUCAGCCCCGUUACUAUGGAAGUGUAUGUGAGAGUGAUGCACCUGGUGAAGUAGUGGCAGUACUGAACACACGGGACAACGACAGCUCACCUGGAAACCGACAAGUCACCUAUCAUAUUACAGGUGGUAACAGAGGUGGGGUGUUCGCUCUCGGGCUGGUUCAGGGCGAGUGGAAACUGUACGUUAAACGCCCGUUAGACCGCGAAGAACAAGAACGGUACGUCAUCAAUGUCACGGCGACAGACGGACUCCACGUUUCAACGGCAGCCGUAGAGGUCAUGGUCAUUGACACCAAUGACAACAGCCCUGUCUGUGAACCGGCCGUGUACUCUGUGUCCGUGUCUGAAGACGUGGCCAUAAAUAAGCAAAUCCUCUGGGUCAGAGCCACAGACGCUGACGCGGGUGCAAACGCACAGAUCCAGUUCUCCCUGUCCGGUUCUGGAGCAGAAGAUUUCAUCAUACACCCACACACAGGCGAGCUGAAGACCGCCGCGGCGCUGGACCGUGAGAAGGUGGCGCAGUACUCUCUUGUUGCUCGUGCGACGGACAGCGGCGGUUUGUGGUGUGAGGCUGAGGUCGUGGUGGUUCUCCUGGACGUGAAUGACAGUCCGCCGAUGUUUAACAUGCCUCAUUACACCGCAAGUGUCCACGAGAACACCGCCACUAAAGCCCUGCUGACCCGAAUACAAGCCAUAGACCCUGAUCUGGGUGUUAAUCGUAAAGUGGUCUAUUCCCUUGUCGAUUCGGCUGACGGGUUCUUCUCCAUUGAUAAAUCAUCUGGGAUUGUUGUUUUGGAGCGUCUGCUGGACCGCGAGGUUCAGUCUUCAUAUCAUAUAACGGUCCGUGCGUCAGAUCAAGGCGUUCCCGUUCGCCUCUCUUCCCUUGCGAACAUAACGAUCACAGUUUUGGACAUUAAUGACAACCCUCCUGUGUUUGAGAGGAGGGACUAUCUGGCCACGCUUCCUGAAGACGUGGCAGUGGGUACAGAAGUGGUACAGGUUUACGCUGCCAGUAAAGAUAUAGGCACCAACGCUGAUAUUUACUACAACAUCCGAUCCGGAAACCAACAGGGCCAUUUCACCAUCAACAUCAACACAGGUGCCAUCUCAGUAUCUCGACCGCUAGACUUCGAGUCCUGCAAGGAUUAUUUCCUUACAGUGGAGGCAACUGAUGGCGGGACUCCGCCCCUUAGUGCUGUUACCAUGGUGAACAUCAACCUGACAGACGUCAAUGACAACGCCCCGGUGUUCAGCCGCGACGCCUACAGAGUGUCCAUCAGCGAGGACGCUAACAUUGGAGACACCGUGGUCAAGGUGACCGCGGAAGACAUGGACAGCCAAGCGAACAGUGACAUCCUGUACUCGAUCAUCAGCGGUGACCGAGAGAACCAGUUCUUCAUCGAGCCAAUCACAGGCCAGAUCAAAGUCAACAAGCAGCUGGAUCGAGAAACGAUGGCUGGUUACUCGUUGUCCAUCAGAGCUCUUGACAGCGGGACGCCUGCGAUGUCUUCAACCGUUCAGGUCAACAUCGACAUCACUGACGUCAACGACAACCCGCCCACCUUCACUCCAGCCAAUCACACUGCGGUUAUACAGGAGAACAAGCCUUUGGGAACAAGCAUCCUACAGCUGUCCGUCAUCGAUAACGACGCCAGCCACAACGGUCCGCCUUUUCAUUUCCAAAUUCUAGCAGGAAAUGAGGGGGCGUGGUUUAAACUGGAUCAAGAGGGGCUGUUGACAUCCAAUCAGGUGUUUCGUAGGUCAGAAGGCACAGAGUAUGUCAUUCACGUACAGGCCAGUGAUUCGGGAAGGCCGCCCCUGUCGUCGAUGGCGAGCGUGCUUGUGCGUGUGAUAGAGGAGAGCGUGCACAAGCCAGUGGCGUCACCUUUACACGUGCACAUCGUGACCAUGGAGGACGAGUUUCCAGGAGGUGUGAUCGGUCAGAUCAACGCCACAGACCAGGACGCCUUUGAUAUUCUCACCUACGGACACACACACCAGCAGAGCAGCCUGUUCAAGGUGAGUCCUCGAGACGGUCGGAUCAUCGCUCUGAGCGGGUUGGACACGGGCCGCUACACUCUCAGCGCUACAGUAACAGACGGCCGCUUCACUGUGAACGUGCCCGUGAGCGUGCACGUGGAGCAGGCCUCGGCCGAGAUGCUCCACGAGGCCGUGACCAUCCGUUUCGACCGCGUCUCCCCUCACGACUUCGUGUCCCGUCACCUCCCCUCGGUCAGACGCGUCCUGUCCAGCGUGAUGGCGACGCCGCGGCCCGACGCUCUGCACGUGCUCAGUGUGCAGCCGGUGGAGUCCACAGGACAGCUGGACCUGCUGGUGGCGGUGGAGACGGUGGACGGCGGUGGGUUCUACAAGGCAGCGCUGGUGACACAGAAGCUGAGCUCGGCACGCAGACAGCUGGACCAGGUUCUGAGAGUCUCAGCGGUUCUGGAUAAGAACUGCUCAGGUCUGGACUGCAGAGAGGCUCAGUGUGAACAAACCAUCACGCUGGACUCACACAGUCUGCUCACAUACAGCUCCACCAAAACCAGCUUCGUGUCGCCCAAGUUCCACAGGAACACACGAUGUGUGUGCAGCGACGGGAGUUGUUCUGCUGCGUCGGAGGUGUGUGCGGACAUGAGAUGUCCCGGUGACAUGCAGUGUGUGGGAACGGACCGCAGCAGGGGGCCGUACGUGUGCCAGUGUCCGCAGGGCAAACUGGGAGAGUGUGCAGGACACACCUCUCUGAGCUUCUCUGGGAACAGUUACAUCAAGUACAGAGUGAUGGAUGGAGAGAGGAGCGGAGAGAUGAAGUUAGCGCUCCGCAUCAGAACGCUGCAGAGCAAGGGAAUCAUUAUGUUCACGCGUGCAGAUCCAUGUAGUGUGCUGAAGGUUGAAGAGGGAAAGCUGUGGUUCCAGCUGGAUUGCGGGAGCAGUCCCAGGAGCAUCGGGAUCUCCGGCCGUCCGGUCAACGACGGGAACUGGCAUCACGUGGUCCUGGAGCUGCGAGGAAACUACAGCAGUCUUUCUCUAGACGACAUGUACGUGGAGCGGCGCCUGGCCACCACCAAACACCGACCUCUGGGAGCAGAUUUGGUUAUUUAUUUCGGAGCGCAGGUGUCGCCUCCGGACGCCCGUGGCUUGACGGAAAGGAAGGGUCCGGGGGUCACCAACGGCUUUCAGGGCUGUUUAGACUCUGUGGUUCUGAACGACAACGAGCUCCCGCUGCAGAACAAGCGCAGCCCGUACGCAGAGGUGGUGGGACUGACCGAUCUCAAGCUGGGAUGUGUUCUGUAUCCGGACGCCUGUGCCGCCCAGCCCUGCCUCAACAGCGCCACCUGCGUCAGCCUGCCGUCUGGAGGUUACUCGUGCAGUUGCAGCGCUCUGUACACCGGAGGACGCUGUGAGACCGAGAUCAGCGUGUGUACGCCGAGCCCGUGUCAGAACGGCGGUGUGUGUAAACCCAUCGGAAACGCAUUCGUCUGCAGCUGCAAGAGAGGAUACACCGGCGCAACCUGUGAAGAGGACGUGAACGAGUGUGAACGCGAGCUGUGUGAGAACGGCGGCGUGUGCGUCAACACUUUCGGCUCGUUCUACUGUAACUGCACGCCGGGUUUCGUGGGAAGCACUUGUUCUGUUCGUCCCGUGGUUGUUCCGAAUAUGCAGGCUGGCCACACCUACGUUGGGAAGGAGGAGCUUAUCGGGAUCGCCGUCGUGCUCUUCCUCAUCCUCACCCUCAUCCUCCUUUUCAUCGCCUUCCGGAAGAAGGUAUUCCAGAAGAGCUAUUCCCGGAAUAAUCUUUCCAUGGUUCAGGAUCCGGCUACGGCUGCCCUGCUGCACAAAGCCAACGGUGGGCACUAUCCACCGCUACGCUGCGCCAUCGGAGAGCCAAUCAGCUUGUACAUGGAAGGAAGUCUUUCGGGUCCUCCUCAGGUCCCCGUCAGGCCGAUGGCAUACACGCCGUGUUUUCCCGGAGACACUCGGGGAACCCUGGAGAGACGGCCAGGUGACGGCCGAGUCAUGGAGCUGACGGAAAUGAGCACUUUCCAUCCAUCGGAGUCGCCGCGGAUUCUGGGCGGGACCAACCGGAGGGGCGUGGUCGUGUGCAGCGUGGCGCCAAAUCUGCCGCCUGUUUCUCCGUGCCGGUCUGACUGUGAUUCCCUACGGAAGAGUCCCUGGGAAGAGGAGGGUAAAGUGGAUUUGCUGGAAGAAGUCACAUGUUUCUCUGGCAGUAACAAGGGCAGCAACUCCGAGGUCCAGUCGCUGAGCUCCUUUCAGUCUGAUUCCUGUGAUGAUAACGCUUCCAUAGUGACGGUAAUUCGGCUGGUCAAUGAUGCAGUCGACACGAUUGAGAAUGAAGUGUCCGUUAUGGAUCAAGGUCAAAACUUCAACAGAGCAUACCACUGGGACACUUCUGAUUGGCUGCCGAGUACACGCCUGCCUGACAUCCAGGAAGUCCCCACCUAUGAGACAGGCGAAGUGGGCGUGGCCUUAGAAUCCGACUAUUACCUCGGUGGAUUCGAUAUUGACAGCGACUACUCACCGCCUCAGGAAGAGGAGUUCAUGUCCCAGGACCAGCUGCCCCCGCCCCUUCCCACAGAGGAAUAUGACACCUCACCCGCCAAUCAACCCGUGUCCAGAGAGAGCACUCUGAGCGGGGACCGCAAGCCCCGCCCACACUUCCACCCCAGCCAAUACCUGCCUCCCCAUCAGCUGCCACUCGGCUGUACGGGGGAGGAGUUUAGCACUUUUACAGGCAGGGAGGAGCGCCUGUCCGUCAACGCCUCCUCUGCCUCUGAUGUUUCCUACGUGCCAUGCGGGUUCGAAGACUCUGAGACAGGAGGAAGUUUGGAUAGUUUGGAAGACGCGCAUAUACACCCACAUACACUGCAAACUGAGGUCUGAUAUGCCACCAGGAACUAAAGACGCAGUUAGUGAUGUUAACAGGAUGUGUUGUCCCACGUAAAA